This is a messenger RNA of Prunus mume (Japanese apricot), 1919 nucleotides long. RefSeq names its product 4-hydroxyphenylpyruvate dioxygenase (gene PDS1). Gene Ontology annotation, molecular function: 4-hydroxyphenylpyruvate dioxygenase activity. The record is from RefSeq and is a predicted model, not a curated record. Gene Ontology annotation, biological process: L-tyrosine catabolic process. Lineage: Eukaryota; Viridiplantae; Streptophyta; Magnoliopsida; Rosales; Rosaceae.
AUUCUGACCGUUAAAACUUUUUGAGAGUCAUAGUUUCUCCGCCACAACUCGCGUCUACGAACUUCCAGGUCCCAAGUUGCGUCACUGAACAACCUUCCUCUCAGUGACAGACUCAGAACUGAUCACUGUCUGGAUGAAGGCCAGUCUCACACGUCUGUUCCACCAUCACCCUAUACAACCACCCAUAUCCACCCACGUGUCAAGACAAUCAGAUAACUCCACCCAUGCCGCGUGUCAGCUCACCUUCCUCUGCAAGUCCACUGUCAGUCACUGCUAUAUGAACCCAUCUUCACCCCCCACCACCACCACCGCUACCGCCACUACGACAGCAAGCAGCAUCAUGGGCAAGGAAAACGACAGCCAAUUGAACCUCGUGGGCUUCUCCAACUUCGUUCGGUCCAAUCCCCGGUCCGACCGGUUCAAGGUCCACCGGUUCCACCACGUCGAGUUCUGGUGCACCGACGCCACCAACUCCGCCCUCCGAUUCUCGUGGGGCCUCGGCAUGCCCAUGGUAGCCAAAUCAGACCUCUCCACAGGCAAUCAAAGCCACGCCUCCUACCUCCUCCGCUCCGGCGACCUCAACUUCCUCUUCACCGCCCCGUCUGCCCCGACCGAUGAUCCGACCCGGCCCAACACCCCCCCCGCCUCCAUCCCCACCUUCGACCACUCCGCCUCCAGGGACUUCUCCUCCCGCCACGGCCUCGGCGUCCGCGCCGUCGGCAUCCAAGUCGAUAACGCCGUUUCUGCCUUCACCACCAGCGUCGCCCACGGCGCCAAACCCUCCGCCCCGCCGAUCCUCCUCGACAACCGCGUCACAAUCGCCGAGGUCCAGCUCUACGGCGAUGUUGUUCUGCGCUACGUGAGCUACUCGAACUCUAGCGACGUGUCCGACUCGAACCCGGACCUCUGGUUCCUCCCCGGAUUUGAAGCCAUGACGUCGUCGUUUCCUCUCGACUUCGGGCUCCGCCGUCUAGACCACGCUGUGGGCAACGUGGAGGAUCUCAAAUCGGCGGGGUCGGGCGUGAAAGGCUUCACCGGGUUUCACGAGUUCGCCGAGUUCACGGCGGAGGACGUCGGGACGAGCGAGAGCGGACUAAACUCCGUCGUUUUGGCGAACAACGAAGAGAUGGUUCUGUUUCCGAUGAACGAGCCGGUAUACGGGACGAAGAGGAAGAGUCAGAUUCAGACCUACUUGGAACACAACGAAGGCGCUGGAGUUCAGCACCUGGCUCUGGUCAGCGAAGACAUAUUCAAGACGCUGAGGGAGAUGAGGAGCCGGAGCGGCAUCGGAGGGUUCCAAUUCAUGCCGUCGCCGCCGCCGACGUAUUACAGGAACUUGAAGAAGAGGGCUGGGGACGUGUUGACGGAUAAUCAGAUCAAGGAGUGUGAGGAGUUGGGGAUUUUGGUGGACAGGGACGACCAGGGCACUCUGCUUCAGAUUUUCACAAAGCCUGUUGGAGAUAGGCCAACCAUAUUCGUAGAGAUCAUUCAGAGAGUAGGGUGCAUGCUUAAGGAUGAGGAAGGGAAGGUUCACCAGAAGGGUGGAUGUGGUGGGUUUGGGAAAGGUAACUUCUCCGAGCUCUUCAAAUCCAUCGAGGAAUACGAAAAGACUCUCGAAGCCAGACAAAUUGCAGAGCCAGCGGCUGCUUGAUUCGCCUUUGUUCAUGAUACUGUGAAAUAAGAUAGUUGCUGAAGCCGGGUUCGUUCCUUGUACUCAUUUUAGGGCUGGUAAGCAAGUGUCUUAUUGUGUAUAACAGGCUGUAUGGUUGUCGCUGUUGGUGUUUUUGAUCUAUGCACAAUGACUUCAAUGUUAGUUCUAAUUAUAUAUGUCAAGUGUAAUCCAUCAUCAACCUGUUGCGCUCUGGACAUGUUUGUAAUAAGCAACUUCAAGGAGGAAUAGAGAUCGAAAUAUUAGCGUC